Molecule: messenger RNA, 8202 nt
Organism: Scatophagus argus
Lineage: Eukaryota; Metazoa; Chordata; Actinopteri; Scatophagidae
Product: KIAA1549-like b
Exons: 21
Coding region: 699-8135 (2478 amino acids)
Source: RefSeq, a predicted model, not a curated record
CUGGUGUGGGCUGACACCUGGUGGAGAUAAGGGGGUACAGCAGCUACCUUUGUCUCUACUCACUGAGGCAUUUAAGUAACAGUUACUGUAACCCUCAGGGCAAAUUACAUAUCUGUCAAUUGGGGUAAAUUAUACGAUCACCUUUUAAAAUGUUUAAUCCACCGUAUGCAUGAACGAUGCUAAAACUAUCUUUGCUUCAUGUGAAGUUCUUUGUGCUUUCAUUCACCCAGCAGAGGUCGUCCUUACAGGCCACUCAUUUUGACUUUCUCCCGACAAUUAACAGCAGCGAGGCUAAUUUCCGCGCUUUGACCAAGAGGGUGUUACACUUCAAAUUCACCACCCACCAGCUCGCAUCCUCGCAUCUGUGGCUAAAGGUAACGCGAGCGCCCCUAAAUGUCUGCCGUCCAUCAGGAGCAGGUCUGUCUCAGGCAGUUUACCACCAACAUCUAAAUGUCAAACCUUUGGCAAAGUGUGUGCGCCGCCCUGCGCCACACGGUGCUGAUGGGUGGACCGAGCAGAGCGGAGUGAUAGGGCGCAUUUCUUAAUUUCCCUUCAACGGCGCUCUCCCCCACCUCCACCCAACCCUCCAGCCCUGGACACACGACGAGACCGCGGGACUGCCGUGUCUCCCGUUCACACACGAGGAUUGAUCCAAUGUAUUAUUUACGACCGAAACUUCAGCAACUUAUCCACUGGAUAUGGCUCCCGGUUUGAGGAGUGGGCGGACUGGUCACUUGAAAGUGGUGGGAGCCGGCGGAGCGGAACCCGGUGGGUGCUCGCCGCAAAAGACGGAUGUCGUGAGGAGAUGUUUGAGGACCAGGUGGCGAGCCGGGGCGGCAGGGAUGCUUGCAAACUGUCUGCUGUCUGUGGGAAUGCUUUCACUUCUUGUCCGGUGCAGCUUGGCCGCAGAGGAAAAACCUACCUACGAUGCCUCUGGCUCCUCGUCUUUACAAAGCGACCCCGCAGCCACAGCUGCUCCUGCUCAACGAUUGGCUGACCUGUCAGUGGCGGAAGACGUGCCUUUCUCAGUCAUCCAUUCAGAUGGUGACUCUGAAGGGGAAGGUCUAUCAGGGCAGCCUGCCUUUUCUUCUGUCUUAACUGUCAUGGCAGGAACUGUCAAAAAUCCGAUUAGCCUUGAUCAAACCUCGCCAACUAUCACCAGGGACGAGAUCCACACCACCCAAAGGCCUUCACAUAGUUCCAGCCAUGGCUCAGAGAUGUCCUCCUCAUCGUCCUCUGUGGGAGAUAGGAUCCUCCCUGCCAGCUCAGGUCUGAAUUCCAACAUGUCUCACCAACACACCACACCAUCUCUGGCUGUUAUCAUAGCAUCGACGGAUUCUAGGCCAUCACACAUGUCCCUUAUUGAUGGAAACAAGAAUAUCUCAUUGUUUUCACCAUCAGCAGCACCAUCUUCACUGUCAUCAUCAGUGUCUCCAUCAGCUUCGUCCACUUCCUCUGUGUUAUCAUCCAAAGUGUCUCUAUUGUCUUCUGCUAGGUGGACAAACAAAGCUAUUUCUUCUUCUCAGAGACAAAAGAUUGUGCCCAGCCUUGCCUCUCAGAUGGAAAUGGCAACAUUAUCACCAACAGGGUCUCUGGGUUGGACAGGCAGUCUAAUGACCACACAAUCCACCACCCAUCCUGUUGUUUCUCUAACAGCUGUUACACAGGAACUGCAAAGCGUAACGAACAAACCAUCAUACUUUCCAAAUGAGACUGAAUUGACAAAAUACCCAUUACAUUCACCAGUGGAGUGGAGUGAGAGUGGAACAUACAUAAGGCAUGCAAGCACAAAAGUAAUCAAGGCACCAGCGACUAGCACAUAUACAUCACAUUCUACUCCUAACCAUGGACAAAAUCUUUUAACGAUUCUAUACAGACCCACUCAAGCCCAAAACCUAGGUAUGAAUUCUGUAUCGGCCAGUGAUCUCGAAAUGAGCACCUCAUUUCCCACCAAACAAAAAGAGAGACAAGCUGUUCUAAGAGAGCAGGGAGCUUUACGAAAUCCUACAUCAGCACUACUGUCUGUCCCUCCUAAAGGUUAUUUAGUUUCUAGUCAUGUCACACAGCAGAUGUUAAAUCCAGUAACAUUUGCACAUAGUCAGACUAUGGUUCAUAAAAGCAGUGGCGAUGCAAUCACAUCUCCUCUACAUUCACACAUUGUAAAGCCAACUGAAUCACCAGCAAUGAUUUUCAGGCCCACUGCAUCAUUUUUUACAGUUUCGUCCCAGACUCGACCAGGUAAAACCUCUCCCUCUGAAACUGCAAUCACUAAGCUAACACCUAUCCACUCUGGCACGGUGUACUCAGAGCAUGCAUCUCAUCCUGGUGAUUUACUGAUGGCAAUGGGUCAUGGCAGCCACAGAGUUCCUGUCAUCAAUAUUAAUUACAACCAGGGAGUGUCAGCAGAAGAAGAGCUCAAAUCUGUUUCUACUCAAAUUCACCUUAAUAGCUCACUUUCAUUCACACAGCCGACACUGGAGUCCAGCACUGGUUUCAUCACCAGUUCGAUCACCAGGACAGGAACAACCUCCUCCACAUCAGAAACAGAUUCCCGUCAAGUAAUGCCAAGUAAUGCGGUCGUAAACACUGAGAAUUUAGUAAGACAGACAAGGUCUCCCCAAGGCAUAACUCAGGAGUCUUCAGGAUGGUCAAUGGCAAAAAUGAUAUUUCCCUCCAACAGUACAGUGUCUCACUCUGGAUCAGCUUUGCCAAAGAAUAUAACCUAUCAAACCAUGUAUGAAGGUCUUUCACACCCCACUAUGCGGACAUACUUACCACACUUGUUAGUCAGCCUCAGCCCAAACCACAACAAUGCUGAUCAUAACACUGGCCUUUCUGCCAAUAGUGAGGUUAAUUUUGCAGACCAAGCCAAAGCCUCAUUAUCCUCCCAGACUACCCCCUCACAAAGAUCUUUUCAAACAAGAUCUUUUCUUGCAUUUUCCCCCAGGUUUUAUAAACCGUCUGGUCUAUCUCCACCUCCAAGUAAAUAUCACCAGACAGUAUCACCUAUCCUAAAACCCGAGACAACUGGCCACAGUACGUCUUUGAUUUUUGAGGUGGAAACAAAUGCAGGAAAGACUAAAACAUCAGCAACACAGACAUAUGGAAAGAGGCCUGCUGAGGGCCUGCACAGAAAUGCUACAAAGAAUUCAGUUGCUCCUUUAUUUGAUGGAAAUGAAGAGUCGACUCUAAUCAUAGACACCGCUUUUAACAAGAAGGGUGUUCCAUCAGGGCAGUUCACAACACAGUUUCCAUCUUUCAUGACUACAAAAGAUUUCUUUGUGUUGAAUAAAGCCUCUGAAGGUUCUGGCAAAGGAUUUCCCUCUGAAAUCCCCCUUUCUGCAUUACCUUUUGAUGCUGCAUUAGAAACUCUUAAAAGCCUUUCUCAUAAAGAUGAUGUGACACUCUCGGGCCGUUACGAGCAAUCUUCUCCUUCCUCGUCAGAAAUCAUCCUAACACGACGAACGAAUGCUACUCCUCACUCUCCAGGAUCAGUCACCAGUAUGGGAACAGGUAAAUCAAAUUUUUAUUUAGGCACACACACAAGCAUUCCCUCCACUGCUGCAACUACUUCCACAAGUGAUGGACAAAACAGCAGUGAAACGUUAAGUGCUCUUCACAGCUUUGGCACAAAAAUAAUGGCACAGUAUGCAAAGUGGAAAACAACCAAGUCUUUGCAAAGCACUACCUCUGAAUUAGAAAAAGCAUCUACUGCAUUUGAUAGGAUAAAUUCUAAUUUGCCAGCAGAUGGACCAUCAUAUGAACAUCCAAAGCUGGAAGACGGAAAAGAGCAUGAUGUGCAUAUAUUGACUUCAGCUGAUCCAACUGUGAUCGCCAGUGAUCCAUAUUCACUUUAUGCAACUGUUGGAGAACACCCACCUUUUACACAUGUUAAAGGAACUUUUGAAGAAAAAGAACAGAGUCUGAAUUUGUCCCCAACUAAUGUCAGAUCUGCUGUGGCUGUCAGUGUAAAGCAUGAAUCCACUGUAAACACUGCUGCUCCAUCAGCACAGGGUUCAGACGGUUUUCUGCCCCUCUCUCACAUAACUGCCGAUUCUGUAACAUCUUCACAGGCAUCUUCUCUGGCACUGGUGUAUAAGAGCGAGCGCAGCCCCCCUACGGCAGACACUGACUCUCUCGAAUCUGCAUUUGAUUCUGCUGUGACACUGCUUUCAAACGACUCUGCUGUCAGUUUCUCUGACACUGAGACUAUCAAUAACAAAACUGAUUCAAAACCGAGGUCAGUAACCCUACCAACAGACCUGGUGCCAUCAUCUUCUUCUUUUCGUUCAUCACCAACACCACUUUUAUACAUUAGUGUCAGAGAUUCCCAGACGUCCUCCUUACAUACGACACCCCCCACUUCAGUGAUUUCUAAAGUUUCAUCAUCAUCAUUGUCUGCGUCAUCAUCAGCAUCACAUUCUGGUACAUUUGUGUCAGUCAGACCAACAGUGCAUCCAAGCACUGCACCAUCCUCUGUGCCUGUCAAAACUGUAGCAGCCACUUCUCCAUCUCCAUCACCAAGUCUGACCUUAUCUAUCGAUUCUGAAGAAGUGACUGAGACCUUUGUUGUCCUUACAGAGACAGGGACAGAUGAGUUAGCAGCUGGAACAUCCAGAGCAGAUGCGCUCACUUUCCCCAAAGAAAAAGUGGCCAGUCUAGCCCCCUCUCAAUCAGUCAGAAUUACCCUUUCUGCUGGGCCCACCGAGAGGACAUCUCAGGUAUCACCUCUCCCCCCUCGACAGGACACCACAACAGCCUCUGUCAAGCUUACCACGACGACUGUAGUUUCAACCACCAAAAUUAAAAGCCCCACCACUACCACGUCUUCCUUGAGAACCACUCAGUCUACCACCAUGGUCACACCACAGCCCACACCUAUGACCAGGAGAACAACCAUCACUACAACCAUCAGGACUCAGACCAGCAGGAGAACGUUCACACCACCUGUCCCCAGAACGAGUCCUCCCAGGGGGGGCACUGCCAUCUUCAUUUCUCCUUUUACCACCACCACAGAGGCUCCACCACAGCUUUGCAACAUCACAGAGAGACUGUGGGUGAAAACAGUUGUUUCCAUCUAUGUGAGAAGAAACAGAUUGGACAGCAUUCAAAGGCAGAACCUGCGAAGGGGACUAAGUCAGGGCCUCCGAAAAGCUCUGAAUGAUAGUUCAGCCCAGGCUCAGGUGGAGACAGUAUUCGGUUCUCCCAACAUGACAGUGGCUUAUCACGUGACUGGAGGGGACAUUGUUUACCCUCCCUCUGUAGUGCUGGAAGGCUUGGACUCCUACGGCCGUGAUAAGCUCAUUGCAGACCUGAGACAGUACCUCCCCAUGGUAACGGCCCUGCCCAUCCCAGUUGCAUCAUGGAGAACCAUCCCAGCCACUGGCUUCCAGCUGAAGACAGUGCUGCAGUUUGUGGGAGCAGGUGAUGAUCCUCGGUCCUGUCGGUUCUCCCAAAUGAUGGAACAGAGGCUUGAAAGGGUGUUCUCUGAAGCGCAGGCCAAAGUGCUUAACACCAAUGGCAGACUCUCUGUUCAGAUGCUGAGUGUCUCCCAGGCUGCAGCCUCUCCUGCUGUGUCAUUGGUCUACACUGUGAGGAAUGGGACUGUCUUCCUUAAUGGCACCACUGCCUCAAACAUCCUUGGCCAGCUGUCAGCUGAGCUGGUGGGCUACUUCCUCUUCUAUCCGCCACUUAUAAUUGCUGAGCCAAUGGAGUACCACAAUCUGAACACCUCAAUUGCUACCAGAGACUUCUGGGUUAUUACAGUGAUCCAGGACGUGGAUAACGCCAGCUUGGAGGGACAGUACCAAAGCUUUGCCAGUCUAAUGGAGCAGCGGCUGGCAGAGCUGUUCGUGUUGGCAGGGCAGCAGGGCACUCGUUUCAGACGAGCCACUGCUGUAGGCAGCUACACUGUCCAGAUGGUGAGCAUCCGUAGGGUGGCCGGCGUGAAGAAUCCAGCAGAGAUGACCUACUACGUCCAGCACAACGGUAUUCCUCUAUCGGGCACGACAGCUGCCAAAGUUCUGAACACUGUGGAUUCUCAGACCAUGGCGCUCACCCUGGGCUACUUUGUCCAGCUGCAAGCAGAACCUGUGGUCAAGAACCCUCCUAAUAACCUCUGGAUUAUUGCUGCGGUGUUGGCCCCCAUAGCUGUCGUAACACUUAUUAUAAUCAUCAUCACAGCUGUACUAUGCAGGAAGAAUAAAAAUGACUUUAAAGCUGAUGCCAUCGGCAACCUCAAUCCUCGAGCCAAGAUGGCUUAUCGGAGAGACGUGGGCUAUUAUCACCAGCCAGUCCAGGGUUUUGACUAUGCCAAGCAGCACCUGGGCCAACAGGGAGGGGAUGAGGAGACUCUGCCUGUCACUCAGGAUACCUUAGUGAUGUCCCUACAAAUUCGGGACACACCACUUUCACUAGAAAAGGCCCUUCAGCAAGAUGGAACUGCAAACAAGAAAGGGGUCACUGCUGACAAACACAAAAGCAAGUUACCGAGUGAGGACGGUUCCGUCAUCAGCAACGAAUCAGAGAAGCUGAAAUCCGGCAGGGGCUUGACAGCACUGAAAGUCACAGCACAGCAGAAACUGACAAAGGAGGAGACGCGCAAGAGGGAUGAUCCAUAUGACACCUCCUCUGGCUCCCUGCAGCUCAUUUCCAUAAAGCCCAUGGUGGCUCAACCCAACUACUCACACCCUGCAUCUUCUGACCGCAGCCAGGACUCGGCCAUCAUCAACGGAGAGGUGAACUUGGCUCUGAAGCAGAAGUCAGACAUUGAGCACUACAGGAACAAGCUGAGACUGAAGGCUAAGAGGAAGGGCUAUUAUGACUUCCCCUCUACCGAUGGCAGCAGCAGUGGUAGGGCCCUGGCGCAGAGGCAGCAGCACGACCAUGAGAGGGCAGCUGGUGAGCAUGGCAGACCACUGGAGCCUGAUGAUGAGCGAGGUUCCACUUAUGUCAAGUCUCACAGGAGGCACUCCCACGUAGGGCAGACGGCCUAUCGCAGCAGACAGAGUCUGAGUAGCCCCAGUCCUGGAGGAACAGAGAUGGACCUGCUUGUUAUGAGGGAGAGACCCAGGAGAGGCAUUCGCAACAGCGGUUAUGAUACUGAACCGGAGUUGAUUGAGGAGACAAAUGUUGACCGUCUUAUGAGGCCGAGGGCAUACGUGUAUGGCCGGGGCUUGAAAGGCCACUCAGAGACGUCCACUCUGAGCUCACAGCCGUCUAUUGAUGAAGUGAGACAGCAGAUGCACCUGCUGCUGGAGGAGGCAUUCAGCUUGGCUUCAGGGGGCCAGUCUACAUCUGGAAGGCACUCGCAUCACCACCACCCACCUCCUGACCACUACAGCCAUGCACCGCCUCCCCUCCCUUACGCAGACAUGGUGACCAGUGCCCCAGGUACAAUGAGCUGUGGACGGAGAGGCCUGCAGUGGGUACCAUCUUAUGGCGCAGAUGUAUAUCAAUGCAGCUUGCCCAAACCAGCCUUUCAUUUCACCCAGCUCCCUGAGAUGGCCAUGAGUUCUCCACCCCCUUUACCGCCUCGUACUGGACCUCCUCCUGGGACCUCCUUAAGACGUUCCACUUCUGACUUGGGGCCUAAGGGAAGGAGCUCAGAGACAUCUGGCACUGAAAUGCAGAGUCAACAUGACAACAACCCAUAUGGGCCAACUUCUAGAGCUGCACUUCCAUCUAUCACUGCAGAACAGUCCAUGUCCAACUACUCAGGAAACCCAAUAACAGCUGUCUACGCCAUACCAGCCACCAGGCCCGGCUACUCAGAAUACUUUGUCUCCACACCACCCACCUCCUAUCACAGUCCCUCCUGGAUGUCCUAUCCACCUGAGCCUGAGGAUGUGCCGCCACAGUGGGCAGACUCUUUGCCCCUGCCUGGGUAUGUAGAGGCUUUUCCUCAUCCUCGAUACCCACAGGGGAGCCCCUCCAGGCUUCCCCUGCAGUAUAACCAGACACUGGAGCAGCCACCCACUGCCCCUAGCACAGCAUCCCAGCAAAGCCCGCCCCAGGUGGUGAAGGACAUGGACAGCAUGCCCCUGAGCAGCCUCUCCACCUCUGCACUCGUGCAGGCUAUCCGGCAGGAGGUCGCCAAGCUGGCGAAGAAGCAGAAUGACAUGUUUGAGUUCUAGUUUUAAUUCUGCCCCCUUGUGUGCAGGAGAAGGUUAACUGUGCAUUCAUCUUUGAAAGAGGCACACA